Messenger RNA from Brassica rapa (field mustard), 2206 nucleotides. RefSeq names its product fatty alcohol:caffeoyl-CoA acyltransferase. The record is from RefSeq and is a predicted model, not a curated record. Lineage: Eukaryota; Viridiplantae; Streptophyta; Magnoliopsida; Brassicales; Brassicaceae.
AACAUAUGUUCUUAUACGUGAUAAGUUAAGUGUAUGCAAAUGUUUACUCCUAAAUGGACUGUCUAGCAAAGAAAGUGUUUUUUAGUCAAUUGUUUAAAUGUUUACUUUUACGACUUUUUUGUUAGAGUUUGAUUUCACUAAAUCGUGUUUUCCUAAACUGUACAAUUCGUUACGGAUCAAACCUUGUCAAUCCAUGAUAAAGAAAAUGGAUAGUCGCGGUGUGAAUGAUCUUAUCCCAACGAAUGGAUUGUUGUGUGAAUGAUCUUAUCCCAAUGGUCGAUGAACGUAUUUGUAUAGGCUGUAUAGAUAUGCGUGAGCACCCACCGAAACAGUAGUAACCAUCAAUUUUAAUACCACCAAAUAUCCCAAAUUAACCAAAUAUUCGUCAAAAUCUUUUCAAUAUCCAUAAAAGUAGGUUGUUAUCCUGUUUAUCGAAUAUUAAAUAUAAGGUAUAUAAACAUAUGGAGGAUUAUUAUCCACUGCUCUAAAUUGAAAAAUCAACAUGUCUAACAGUAACUUGUAAAACAUCCCACCAACGGAUCAAAAACAAGGUCUGUAGAUUUGAAAAUCAAUGAGAACAAUCAAGGGAACACGUACACAGAAGAGUACAUAUGCAUGAACACAACACACAAGACAUACCAUGUCUAAAAAGAAGACACAAUUUACAAAAUUACCCUUUGUCUCCAUACUUCUCUCUACGUGAAUGUACAUAGCAGAGAGAUAUAUAUAAUACACAUCGCAGAGACCCACCUUCUUUAUUUCAGAGGGAAAAAAGAACAGAGCAUCGUAGAAAAAGUACCAUGGGAUCCUUGGUUAAUGUGAAAGAAGCCACAGUUAUUACUCCUUCCGACCAAACACCUUCUACUGUUCUGUCUCUCUCCGCCUUAGAUUCUCAGCUUUUCCUCCGUUUCACCAUCGAGUACCUCCUCGUUUACUCACCCGUUUCCGACCCGGUUUCUCUCUCGGAUCGUCUCAAGUCAGCACUCUCUCGCGCUCUAGUUCCUUACUUCCCUUUCUCCGGCCGCGUACGUGAGAGACCCGACGGUGGAGGCGGCGGAGGUCUCGAGGUUAACUGCCGUGGCCAAGGUGCUCUCUUUCUCGAAGCUGCAUCGGACCACCUCACGUGCCUUGACUUUCACAAACCUCCCCGGCACGUGACUAGCUGGAGAAAGCUUCUCUCCCUCAACGUCAUCGAUGUCCUCGCUGGUGCUCCUCCUCUCGUCGUCCAGCUCACUUGGCUUCGAGACGGUGGCGCAGCUUUAACCGUCGGCGUUAACCACUGCGUCUCCGAUGGUAUCGGAAGCGCAGAGUUUCUCACCUUGUUCGCCGAGUUAUCUAGAGACUCGCUGAGUCAGAGCGACUCAAAACGUAAACACUUGUGGGAUCGCCACUUGCUUAACCCGUCUCCGGUUCGUGACUCGUUAAACCACCCUGAGUUUAACCGAGUUCCUGACCUCUGCGGGUUCGUGAACCGGUUCAACGCCGAGCGACUCGUUCCGACAUCAGUCGUGUUUGAAAAACAUAGACUAACCGAGCUGAAGAAACUCGCGACUCGACUCGGCGAGUCCACGUCGUUCGAGGUGCUCUCCGCACAUGUAUGGCGGAGCUGGGCGAGGUCACUGAACUUGCCAUCGAACCAAAGCCUCAAGCUUUUGUUCAGCAUCAACAUUCGAGACAGAGUCAAACCGAGUCUACCCGUUGGGUUCUACGGUAACGCCUUCGUCGUCGGAUGCGCGCAAACCACCGUGAAAGAUCUGACGGAGAAAGGGUUAAGCCACGCGACGAUGCUCGUGAAGCAAGCGAAGGAGCGAGUCGGGGAUGAUUACGUCAGAUCGGUGGUGGAAGCCGUGAGCAAGGCGAAAGCUUGUCCUGACUCUGUCGGAGUCUUGAUACUGUCGCAGUGGUCACGUCUCGGUUUAGAACGGCUUGAUUUUGGUUUUGGUAAACCGGUUCAUGUUGGAUCGGUUUGUUGUGACCGUUACUGUUUGUUACUUCCAGUUCCUGAACAGAAUGAUGCCGUUAAAGUAAUGGUUGCCGUUCCGUCAAGUGCGGUUGACUCCUAUGAGAAUUUGGUGAUGAGCCCAAACGUUUAAUUAUUAGAGAAAAUAUCAAUUCUAAUUUUUUUUUUAAAUGAGGAACUCUCACUCCGUUGACUUGUAUGAUAUUGAGUAUUGAUAAAUCAUUUUAGUUUACUUUAAUUUCCUAA